AUGGCAUCUGGCACUCGUAUAGCACGUGCUUUGGAAGAAAUUCAACAAGAAGUUCCCGAAGGUUUGUCUAAUAUUGAAGUUGAAGAUCCAUCAAAUAUGCGUGUUUGGAAAGCAUUAUUUCAUGGACCAAAAGAUACACCGUAUGAAGGCGGAAGAUUCAAAUUAUUAAUUGAAUUUCCCGAUGAUUAUCCACUCAAACCACCUAAAGUUCGAUUUGAUCCUCCACUCUAUCAUCCAAAUGUCUACCCCGAUGGAAGUGUUAAUCUAAGCCCUCACGAAUCGUCACCAUGGUCCCCACAAACUGCACUCGGUCCUGUUCUAUCAUCAAUUUCUCCAUUAAUUGCAGAUCCAAAUACGGAUGAUAAACCAGGAAAUACAGAUAUAGCUAAUUUGUAUAAAACAAACAAAGAAGAAUUUAAUCAGAAAGCUAGAGAAUGGACAAAGCAAUAUGUACUUCCGAAAUGA
This is a messenger RNA of Didymodactylos carnosus, 465 nucleotides long. Lineage: Eukaryota; Metazoa; Rotifera; Eurotatoria; Philodinida; Philodinidae. The record is from the annotation of a GenBank genome assembly.